Messenger RNA from Fragaria vesca subsp. vesca, 1236 nucleotides. RefSeq names its product F-box/FBD/LRR-repeat protein At1g13570-like. Bases 1 to 1236 code for a protein of 411 amino acids. The record is from RefSeq and is a predicted model, not a curated record. NCBI's taxonomy places the organism in Eukaryota, Viridiplantae, Streptophyta, Magnoliopsida, Rosales, Rosaceae. The transcript has a single exon. Gene Ontology annotation, molecular function: protein binding.
AUGCCAAGUGAUGUUAGAGUAAAGAUAUCGUCAAGUUUGCCAAUUAGGGAUGCAGUGAGGACGAGUGUUUUAUCAACUAACUGGAGGUACAUAUCGGCUAUGCUACCACAUCUGGUUUUUUAUGCCCAUUCUAUCUCAACUCUGCCACAAAAAUUUGCGAAUGCUGUUGAUCAUGUUCUCUUAAGUCACAUUGGCCCUGUAUACAAGUUCAAGCUUGCUCCAAAACAUAUAUGUGUUAGAGAUUUUGAUCGGUGGAUACUGUAUGUCUCUAGAAACUCCAUCAAAGAGUUCAUACUUGAAAUCUUGGGACAGCCGUACUAUAAGCUGCCUUCAUCUAUGUUUCUGUGUCGAGAUUUGACUCAUUUAGAGUUGCAUAAAUGUUUGCUACAACCGCCGUCCACAUUCACAGGCUUCAAAAGUUUGAAAACCCUAAAAAUUGUUUGGGUUAGGCUGACGGGUGAUGCGCUUCAAAACAUGAUUGCUCACUGUCCUCUACUUGAGCGGUUGGUUGUGGAGGAUUGUGAUGAUUUCAACCAGCUCAAUAUCAAUGCACCAAGUCUCCAGGUUCUUCGCUUUAUUGGUGGGUUUAAGUACAUUAAUUUAUUGAAUACAUCAAAUAUCGUUGAUGUUUAUAUUGAGCUAUAUCAGUUUGCUUGCAAAUCUAGUAAUCUGCUCAGGUUUUUUGCUCAACUUCCCAAUAUUCACCGUCUUUGCAUGAAGGCCAAAUUUACAAAGUAUUUAGCUGAUAGCUGCUUGCCGCUGGAAAAGCUGCCGAAACCAUGUUCACCUCUACAAUUUCUUUCUUUAAGGAUCGGGACUGAUUAUGAUAAGGACAUUCUUCUUUGCAUUCUGAGAAUGUGCCCUGCUCUGGAAGAAUUAGAAGUUUUCGCUUCUAAUUAUAAAGCCAUAGGGGGAAAAGUGAACUCUUGGGUUGAUGAACAUCAUAGUUGCUCGAACACUCAGCUUGGACGUGUGAAAAUACACUGCAGCUUCCCUGAGGUUGAUGGUGCACUGGAAUUGAUAAGAUUUCUGCUUUUAAGUUCACCAGCGCUUGAGACAAUGACUCUAUGUACCACCGCUCUGCAUCCUUUUGUUAGUUAUAAUCUAGCUACAAAGUUGCUAGGAUUAUGGCGUGCAUCACUGAAUUUAGAGAUGAUUCUAAAUGACAACGUUCUUUUAUUUCCGAAAUAUAACUAUGGUACCUCUUUCUAUGAUGAUGUAAUGUCUGUCUUCUGA